UCUACACGGCAAUUUUAUAGGAAAAGAAAACGCCAUGGAGGACGAUUCUUUUCGACCGAAAUUAAGGUAUAAAGCGACCAAAAGGUCAAAGUUGGAGAGUCAGGAGGCGGAGCUGCUUGGAGUUGAAAGAUGGCGGAUAAAGAGAAGAAAAAGAAGGAAAGUAUAUUCGACCUGUCGAAGUACAUCGAUAAGACGAUUCGAGUCAAGUUUCAAGGGGGCCGAGAAGCAAGUGGGGUUCUGAAAGGCUUCGAUCCACUGCUGAAUCUGGUGCUUGACGGCACUAUUGAGUACAUGCGAGACCCGGAUGACCAGUACAAGUUAACGGAGGACACCCGGCAGUUGGGCCUGGUGGUUUGUCGCGGGACGUCCGUAGUGCUCAUCUGUCCCCAAGACGGGAUGGAGGCCAUCCCUAACCCCUUCAUUCAGCAGCAAGAAGGGUAACGGGCAACGGGCGUGCCCCGUCUUCCUCGAUCCCUCCGUGGGUCUUUGACACGUGUGAUGUCAUUGUGUUCUAAUGGACAAGACCUCCUGGAACCCUCAAAAUAUAACAUUUUAAUUUUCAGUUUGUUUUUUUUGUAUGCUAUUCACAGCGACAGCAACACAACGAUACACGUUGUGGACGUUAGUGAUGGCGUAUAAAUGGUUGUUUUGAAUGUAAGGUUUUUGUUUUUGUUUGUUUCCAUGGUGUGGAGUGACGAUAUUUUUGUGUCGGAGGGAAUUUGAAUAGUUUAAUCUAAGGUUAACAUCACAUCCGCUUGUUUUAAAAAAAAAAACAAAAAAAAACGAGUUACCUUGUUUACUAUUGUUAGUUCAACCAGAUUGUGAUGGACAAGUUUUGAUUUUUAACACUAGCGGGAUUGUAAUAAAUUGUGUUUCUUA
Molecule: messenger RNA, 879 nt
Organism: Conger conger (European conger)
Lineage: Eukaryota; Metazoa; Chordata; Actinopteri; Anguilliformes; Congridae
Product: U6 snRNA-associated Sm-like protein LSm7
Exons: 4
Coding region: 130-441 (103 amino acids)
Biological process (GO): nuclear-transcribed mRNA catabolic process; mRNA splicing, via spliceosome
Cellular component (GO): U6 snRNP; U2-type prespliceosome; spliceosomal tri-snRNP complex
Molecular function (GO): RNA binding
Source: RefSeq, a predicted model, not a curated record